UACGAUUCAAGGCGUCUGAUCGCGUCUUUUCGCAUUUUACCAGGGGCACAACUGACGCCACAGUGGACACACGAGCCUCGCACUGGUCCGAGCUUGGCUGGCGUCCAAGAUUCGUGCUGAACCGUAGCGAGCACAGUGGGCCCUCCAUACGUGUACACUAUGCAGUGAUAUACUGGCGCAGCUACGACGACUGAUUCAUCCUCUGUUCCGAACGGCGGGACGAGUCAUUCCGCAACUUGCGCCAUGCCCCUCAUCGACCUCACCUCGAUCGACGACGUGAAAGCGUACGUGGCUGCGAUCGAAGCGAGUCCGUGCAGUACGGACACGCCAUACUUUUGCAUGCCGCCAGCCAUCAACUCCACCACCCUGACACAAGGCGCGCUUUGGGCAACAUCGCCGCCGGCCGCCAAGCCAACAUCGUCAUUUUGCGACGAGCAAAUGGAGGAGCAGUACCGGCUCAAGCGACUACGGCGCGAGCGCGGCGAGUCGACACCGCCCCGUAUGACCCACUACCACCGCCAACGCGCCGAGAUCAAGCUCCUUCGAGGCGUGGCCGCCGACUUGACCUCCCAGCUGCGCCACCUCGAGGCCAAGCACGUCACGUCACAUCGUGGCAACUGGUACCAAGCCUUGCUGCGCGAAAAAGUAGCGAUGGACCUCAGUAUCUCGACCAAUCGCAGCCUUCGGCGCCAGAUGCGACUCGUGCUCCAGCGACGGGAAGCCAUUCAGACAGCGGUGUUUGCCCCCGAACCCGACGAGGAUCCGUUUGGUUAGUCGACGACUCGUAGUCUUUCGUUGGUCUCUAUGGAUAAUAUUGUACAUUUUGAUUUAUCGCAU
Molecule: messenger RNA, 837 nt
Organism: Saprolegnia diclina VS20
Lineage: Eukaryota; Oomycota; Saprolegniomycetes; Saprolegniales; Saprolegniaceae
Exons: 1
Coding region: 244-774 (176 amino acids)
Source: RefSeq, a predicted model, not a curated record